AUGACAGAAACAAAGAAACAAAAGCUUUCCAAACCAAAGAAAACAUUGGUAUUAAAUGCCUUCACUAAUGGUACUUUAUAUUCACAAAUUCCAGGUAUUUGGAGACACCCAAAUGAUAAAACAUCCACUCAUACAGAACUAUCCUAUUGGACUCAGCUUGCAAAGACAGCAGAAAGAGGCAAACUCAAUUCAAUUUUCAUAGCUGAUACUUUAACUUAUUUUGAUGUUUAUAAAGGUCCAAAUAAUCCUGGUCCAUCUCUUGAAGUUGGUAUAAAUGCUCCAAAAUUAGACCCGAGUAUCCCCAUAAGCGCAAUGGCUUCAGUCACAGAAUCAAUUGGAUUUGGAAUCACAUUCAGUACAGUUUCUGAACAUCCAUACUUGUUAGCUAGAAGAUUAGCUACAUUGGAUCAUUUGACCCAGGGUAGGCUGGGCUGGAACAUAGUUGCUAGUUAUCUUCCAUCUGUUGGUAGACAAUUGUUAAAUGGUGGUGAAUUGUUAGCUCAUGAAGAUCGAUAUGCUCAGACUCAAGAAUAUUUAGAAAUUGUUUAUAAAUUAUUAUUAUCAUCUUGGAGAGAAGAUGCAUUGAUCAAAGAUAAAUCUAGAGGUGUUUAUGUUGAUUCAUCAAGAGUUAGGAAUAUUGAACAUGAUGGUAAAUUUUUCAAAUUAAAUGGUGCAUCUAUAACUUCAAUUAUCCCACAAGGAUUCCCAGUGAUUAUUCAAGCUGGUACAUCUAAACAAGGUAAAGAAUUUGCUGCAAAGAAUGCAGAGAUAAUCUUUGUUGGUUCUGGUAAUAAUUUAAGUCAAAGUGGUGAAAGUAUUAAAGAAAUUAGACAAUUAGCUCAAAAUUAUGGUAGAGAUCCAUAUUCCAUUAAAUUUUUGGUUAGUGCUGCACCAAUAUUAGGUAAAACUCAUCAAGAAGCUAUUGAUAAAUGGGAAGACUAUAGCUCAUAUGCGAAUCCAGAAGGUUCACAAAUAAUGUUUAGUAGUCAAUCAGGGAUAAAUUUGGAUAAGUAUGAAUGGGAUGAACCAUUUGGCCAAGAAGUUGGGAAAAACAAUGCCAGUAUUGGGUUAACUAAAAAUACUCUUAAUUCAACAACCAAGACUACUUCAAGGCGGAAAAUCUUUGAAAAUAGUAAAGAAUAUACUAAAUUACUUGUUGGUACAGGUGAAGAAGUUGCCAAUAUAAUUGAAGAAUGGGUUGAACUUUAUGAUAUUGAUGGGUUUAAUUUCUCACAAAGUGUAUUCCCAGAGUCAUUAGAGGACAUUGUUGAGAUAUUGAUACCUGAAUUACAAAAAAGAGGUUUAUUUUGGUAUGAUUAUCCAGUUCCAAAUGGAACUUUUAGAGAAAACUUAUAUCAACAAAAGGACCAUUCAUUCUUACCAAAAGAUCAUCCUGGGUAUCAAUAUAGAUGGACCAAGGAUGAGUCGAGAGAAGAUUUUGAAAACAAGUUGAAGGAUGAAGGAAUAUUGUAG
Messenger RNA from Hansenula ciferrii, 1473 nucleotides. RefSeq names its product Dibenzothiophene desulfurization enzyme A. The record is from RefSeq and is a predicted model, not a curated record. Lineage: Eukaryota; Fungi; Ascomycota; Saccharomycetes; Phaffomycetales; Wickerhamomycetaceae. The transcript has a single exon. The coding region runs from base 1 to 1473 and encodes 490 amino acids. Gene Ontology annotation, molecular function: oxidoreductase activity, acting on paired donors, with incorporation or reduction of molecular oxygen; monooxygenase activity.